Molecule: messenger RNA, 7294 nt
Organism: Porites lobata
Lineage: Eukaryota; Metazoa; Cnidaria; Anthozoa; Scleractinia; Poritidae
Source: the annotation of a GenBank genome assembly
AUGGGAAAUAAAAUACUGAGGUUUGCGAACGCUAAAUAUCAUAGUUUUUUUCUUUUUUUUCUAUAACAUAAAAUUAAUAAAGGAGACUUACCUUUUAUGAAUUCCUUGGUUUUUUGGUGUGAAUUCAUCGAUGCAGUCGGUUUUUUUGGCAGUUGUUUGUGUGACCCCUGCCACUCUCUUGGUGUUAUUGUAAACCGACUAUCUCUUUAAACUGCGGUAAAUACACCGUCACAAAAAUUACAAAACCAGAACGUUUUCGCCCGUUUCGUUUCGUUCGUUUUUCGUUUUCCCGCUCUUCCUUGUCUGAGCCGUUUUUGAGCAGCGGAUUUCUGGUACGGGAUCCCGGGUACGUAUCUCAUGUAUGAUCCAAUAGGAAAAUGGCGGCACACAUGGCAAGGAAAGCUCUUUACGUUUAUGGCGCAUUUUGCAUACUUUUGUUUGCCAAAGCGAGCUACGAAUGCGAAAGUAAGUAUUUACACUUUUUGCGUUGACUUAAGACAGAAUUAUGAGUAAUUCUGAAAAUGGAGUUCGAGAAAAGAGUCAAAACAAUUUUGAAAUUUGCCCCUCGGCCCCGCGCCUCUACUCGUUUAAGCAGAGUUACAUGUACGAUCAUUGUGCCGUGAUUGCACGAAAAACAAAUUUAAUUAUUUAUUCCAAUAAUUUAUGAUUCAAUGAGGGACAACUUAAGGUUUUUUUUCUCAGUCUCACCCUAGUAACAUCGGAUAAAAACAUUGUAAUGUUUAACUUAUUGAGAGCAAAGCUGGACAGGAUGAAAUGCAACAGUCAGAUAAUUUUUCAAUCCAAAAUACCUGUAUCAUUUUUACUAAACAUUUACGCGUGGUAAAGCCACGUACCCCAUUAACUCAGGGCGCGAAGAAAAUCCUGUCUUGUUAUCUAGGACAUUUAGUAGUUUUGCUAUUAAAUUUGGGUAAGGAACAUUGUUAUAUUCCUACACUUUCACUCAACUAAACAGGGACUGUCAUUGGUUGAUUCUUGGUCACGUGGCCUUGACUAAAAUCAAAUGUAUCCCGAUCGUGAUACAAUAAACAAUGUACCCCGCUCAGGCUACAUUACAGCACAUGAUCAAAGCAUGGUGGAAAGUAGCGCGACAGAAGGCGGAAAAAACACUGCCUGUUUUCAUUUUUGUGAAUGAACACAACAGCUUGAACACCAACACAAAGCCUCAAGCUAAAAAAGCAAUGAUUUUUUAAGGCAUCCUAGAAGAGAAAGAGCAGCUAGUGGAGAAAAAGAUGCAGAUAAUAUAAGGAAAGUACUUUGUAAUCAUUUAUUCAGUGAUUUUAAGAAUUACACUUGUGUUGCUAUAAGUACCAAGUCAACUGUUUUGGUUCGCUCCUGGGAGUGAUAUUCUUUUGUUGCUGUUGAAGUGAAAGUUUAGAAAUAUAACAAAACACUUAUAAUGUCAGGUCCCUUGGGAAACCAGUUAAUUUUGUUUUCCCUCGAGUCCUGAUGUUUCCCGAGACGAACAUCAGAACUCUCACGAGAACAAAACUAACUGUUUCCCUCGGGAUCUGACAUUAAGUGUAUAAUAAUCUUUUUUCCUCAGUUGUCCAAUGGGCAAAGGUCCAUUCAAGUCAUCUAGUAGUUAAAUCAUUAACAAGCAAGCAGUGGCCCUGGGCAAGCAAAAUGUAAGACCUGCUUGAGCUUUUUUCAAGCCCUACCAGAAACACAACAAAGUAACUUGAUAAUUUGUCUUCUUCAGACAUCUCCAUUUUCGAUCUAUCAAGAAAGAAGGAUUUUUCCAAGUUCCAAGCUAAGAACAUGAAAAUGUGUGUAUCGGGUAGGGAUGUCUCACUGUCACACUUGUGGGGCAGUGUGGUAGUUGCUCUUCAAUUUGACAAAACUGAUGUUCAAUCUUAUGAAGCUGAUAGGUAAGUUAAUUUUUUUCCCAACAAAAUGGUGACUAGUAACACUAAUUCCUUAAACAUUUCUUAAUUCAGCUAGCAUCUUCAUUGUAUACAAGUUGCUCUAGUAGUUACUUGUAUUGAAAGUUACUUGCCAGUGAUUUUAUGAGGAGAAACACUGUUGGUGUUAAAGUAGGCUCGAUUACCAGCGGCUGUUUCGAAAUGAGCCCGCUGGUCCUCCCAUGAACAGACAGCUGGACGCAUGGGCUUGCUAUUGUUAAUUACCACCAAUCAUAAGCUGCAAAUAGACUCUAUAGAGCCAUGGUCCUCCCGGUUCUAGAUUAUUGUGAUGCUGUUUGGCAUGACUGUUGACAAGGAAACAAUGAGAAGAUUGAGUGACUACAAAGAUGAGCAGCGAGGAUUGUCUACUUCAAAGCUGCCUCAAAACUGUCAACUGAUCAAAUUGGAACCUCUCUAUUAUAGAAGACAGACCCACAUUUUAAGAUUUGUUAAUGAUGGCAUUGCAAAUAGAGUUCCCAGAUACCCUUUUAAUUGUUUUAAUGUAAGAAACCGUGACAUUCAUCGCCAAAAAACUAGACAUAAUAAUGACCUUAUCUUAGAAAAAGAUUAGUUAACUUAGAAUGCACCAAGCGCGCUUUUUUCUACACAGGUGCAACAAAAUUUUUAAUACCUUUUAGAAUUUAAAACUGUUCGAAUCUUCCUGUUAACGUAGCUAUUUUAUACUAUUGUAAUUUGUUUUUAUCCAUAUUUUUAACCUUUUUUUUUCAGGACCUGCAUUGAUAGCAGUUUUUUCUUAAAACUGAUGCAGCAAUCCUGUAUAAAUAUGUUUAAAUUAUUAUUAUUAUUAUUAUUAUUAUUAUUACAAAAUUAUUAUUAUCGUUGGCUGCUCAAAUCAAGCAGACAGCAUAAAUCAUUUUAUUUUUCUGGAGCAGAUUUUAAACGGCAGGCCAAACUUAGGUGUUGUUUGAUUUGGUGUGCGAUUGUGUCUUAGAACGUUUUUUAACAAAGAAAAGUAUUCUCUUAGAGAAGCUGGCAAAUAGUAGGUAUGUUUUUGAAAUUCAACCAACUGGAACUGGAUCAAUAAUUAUUUCCAUUCUACAUGAAUGAUGGUUGUUUGCAGCUAACGUGAAAGAGACGACUGUCAAGUCCACCGGUAAUGCAGGGUCAAUGUAAAUACAAUCAGUACUUGUUUCUGCUGAUUUUUAUGGCAAAAAAAUUAAUACCAAAGUGAAGACGAGGCAAAGCACAACAUAUGUUUAGUAUUUAAUGACAUUUCCCAUUUUCGACGUUGAAGAUGCAUAAAGUUACUUUAUGGCCAUUCACUCAUCCAGCCAUCUCUUCUUGGGGAGGACUAAGAGAGCGAUGGAAAUCGUGCCUAGUGUUAAAGGGGUAUAGUAAAUAAUUUAUUAUUGUCUGAUUCUACAGUUAUAGCAACAUUCAUAUUUAUUAAUUAUUACUGGAUCACUACAUUCAGAUCAUUAUUACAUGUAUUUAUGUUGUGCAUUGUAAAUGAGUCAUUUUAAUAUGCUUACAUGUGUUGCCUCCUCACAUGUGUUUUCUGCUUUAAUCAGUAAUUUCAAAACAUUCUUUUUUAUUUGUAUUGCACUUGACAGCUGCCAUGCGCUCAACCCAGCCAAUAAAACUUGGGGAUCUGUGUUUCAGUCAUUGGUGACUAGCACUAACAUACAGGAUCAAAUCACAUUCAAGCAGUCACCAUUCAAAACUUCAUGCUUUGCAGUGGAAUUUGGAAAAAAACGGAAUGUGUUCAUAGAAGCUGAGUUUCAAGGUGAUUCUACAAAAUAAUUUAAUUUUAUGGUCAUGACAAAUAUCCAUGAUAAUACCAUUUCAAACUUAACAGUGGCCAAAGAGCAAGUUCAAAAGAAAAUUCAAAUUUCUUUUUGUAAAAUCAUAAAAAAUAAAUGGCAGUUCACCUGUAUUUUAAAGUUUUUACCAAAAGUUGUUUCAUUUGAAUGUCCAUAGCAUUGAAAGUUAGUGACAUACUGUAUUUGAUUAAGUAAGUACUGCCAGUAAUUAAUACCGUGAACAACACCAUCAAAUAAACGCUCACCCAAUCAGAAGAAUGUGGAGUUUAUGUGAGGAUAAUAAAAAAAUAAACUUGCUUUAACCCAAUAGUCUACACCAUGCAGACAAUAAUGAUAUGAUUCUAUUUCAGCAAAAAAGCACCUUACUUUUGUGCAUGUAGAGGGUAAAUAAUAAAGUUGUUAAUCUCUUUCCAUUUUAGUCAUUGACUGGAAAUUUCCAGCAGCAUUUCUAGCAGGCCUUGUCAUCUUUUACAAUGCAGAAAGACUUAGUAGGUAUACUAUCUAAACGUCCCCUUCCACAAUGUAAAUUUUAACAAGAACUUGAUUUGUUAAAGUGAUGAUGAUGAUAUUCGAGGAUGAUGAUAAUGAUGAUGAUGAUGAUGAUGAUGAUGAUGAUGAUGGUGACAGUAAUGACAGUUGAUCCAUUGAGUCUAUUUAGAUGCCAUACCAACUUUCAAUUGCUGCCAAUAGACCUUUGUCAUGGGGUGGCCAUUUUGUCUUAGGAGAUCUAAAAAGCUCUGUUUAUGCAUGGAUAGCCUCUUAGAGAGAACGAGGCUAGCUGUUCAUAAACAAAGCUUUUUAAGUUUACUGAGACAUAAUGAUCGCUGCGUGAGGGAGGUCUAUUGUAUGCUUACAACUACACUGUAGCAUUGCACCUCAGUAGUAGGUCUAGUUGUUUUUCACACCAUAAUUAUUAAUCUGAUCUUGUUAUUGCCCAUGGUGCACUAAAGUAAACUGAUCAAAAGCAGAUUCUAUGGAAAGUCACACUUUUGUUCUUUGUUGUUGUUCUUGCAAACUUUGUGCGCACAAGAUAGGAGAGCUGUGGAUCUGUUGUUCACAUUUCUCCUAUUAUUAAUUAAAGAGCUGUUUUUCUUUCCAGGAACAGUUUGUUCUUUUAUUCAUCUGGUGUAUCACUUGGUCUUAUCAUGUCACUUCUUCUGCUUGUCUACAUACUGCACAGACUAAUCCCAGGGGUAAGAAAAAAAACGGUGUGGGGUCAAUGUUAAGACUUAUCCUCGGGUAUUUUCUUUCCAGGAACAGCUUGUUCUUUUAUUCAUCUGGCUCUGGUUGUUCAAACGUUGGAUAGCGCUAUCCACUGCAUAAAUCACUAUCCAGUGAAUAAGUAUUACGGAAAUCAAUUACGCUAUCCGUUGGAUAGUGAUUUGUCCAGUUGAUAGCGCUAUCCAACGUUUGAACAACUGGGCCCUGCUGUAUCACUUGGUCUUAUCAUGUCACUUCUUCUACUUGUCCACAUGCUACACGGAUUAAUCCCUGGGGUGAGACAAAAGGUUUGGGGCCACUGUUAAUUAAGACUUAUCCCUUGGGUAAGACAAAGCAGUUUGGGGUGAUGGUUUAGACAAAGUCCUGAGGUAAAGCGAGCAGAGGUGAGCGUUUGUUAACCCCUGUUGUGCAGGCAAUAGGAUUGGAAGUUGAAAAAUGUUGAACGUGCAUGUAUGCAUUUGCUUAAGAAUUGUUGUCAAUAUUUCAGCAUAUUGUUUUAUGCCAUUUUCGCAACUGAGGCCGCCGUGUUUACUUGUUGUAUUUCACUGCGUUCGACCUCAUGAGAACGCAGCCUAAUCCCCGCGUUUUGGGUGGCCAAGUCAAAAACGGAUGGCAGGACCAAAAGCAUGUCCUUUCGGGAAGUUUAUUGCAUUUACAUGUAUUGGAGUCGUUGUUUUAAAUGUUGUUGUUGUGUGGUCAUUUCUUUUCAGAGAGGAGGUGCAUAUGCUGUUUUAAUUGGAGGAUGGAGUCUGGGUGCCUAUUUAAUCCAGUGGACUUGGAGUAACUUAAAAGACCUUCUACUUAACCACAACCAAUGGGUCAUUGGAUAUCUUGUUGUUAUAGGUAUGUCACUAAAGAGACCUAUAGAUAUGAGGACCAGAUUUAACCACAAGUUUUUUUCGCGUAUAUUCUCUAAACGUACAUAGACAACCCGGAAAACUUGAUUGUCCUUUUUGUAUUUUUCAACCGAAACGUUAGUACGGUUAUUUUUAUCGAAGGAGGUUAAGCCCUCUCCCGAUCGCAAAGUGAUACAUUUUCGAACAUUUUAAUAACUUGUUUCCGCCAUUACGACAUUCUUGCUAAAAUCCGUAGUAGAUUGAAGACGGCUAUCGCGCUUUCUCGCCAAAAGAACGCUGGAUCACGCGUGCGCACUACUUAUUUCAGUAGUAUUGAGAAAAUCUCGUCCUCGUCGUCGCGCCCUCGUUUUUUUUUAAUAGAAUCUAAAGGUCUCUUAUGGGAAAAGGAAAACCUGCAUAUUAAAGAUUAUUAUGGUCGGCAUUUUUCAAAAACUCUUACUCUUUGACUGUCGUAUUACGCUCUAUAACAGCAGAGUUUUUCCUUUCGUCAGGUAUCAGAAGCUUAUGUGUUUGCUGUUGUUACGGCCUAGUCAACGUAUUACGCUGUAUAACAGCUGUGUUUAUUUCCCGCUUUCUCCAGGCGUCAUAAGCUUUGGUGUAUGUUAUUAUUACGGCCCAGUAACCAGCGACCGCGGACUGGAUCUCAUUCGCUGGAUGCUGCAGCUUAUAGGAUUGAGCCUACUGUACAUGAGUACAAGGUCAGAUGAGGUCUCCAUAGCUCUGUGUAUUCAAGUGGUUUGGUCCCAUGUAAUUCGUUUCAGACUGCUUCCUCAACACUGGUAAGGCUACCAUUCAUGCUGCCAAGAUUAAAUUAUAGGACAGAGAGGAAAACACCGUUGUUUGCUUUGAGGCAGUCAGGCGUGAACUUGAUGACGUUUCAAACGCGGACGUCCCAGGAAUUAGAGUUAGAAUUAGAGGCGGGUUAUCAGGAAUAAAAACAAAAAAUAAUUAACAGUCGCCCUUGAACUAUAUAGCUAAAAGAAAAAGAGCCAAGUAAAUAUGUUUAUAAUCUUCCAUCUAAUCAUACAACCUUUUAGUCGUUCUUUCUUGACUUUUCUUCGUUGGUUCGUUCUUAUACCCGUCAGAUCAAUUUAGGUUAGUGGAAACUAACCACCUACUCCCCUCCCUAAGCCAACAUUUUGCCCUAAGUGAGAAGUAAGUGAUAAUGUUGGCUUAGGGGAGGGGUAGGUGGUCAGUUUCCCGGAAAUCUUAAUUGAUCCCACCCGUCCGGGCUUAGCCUGCUUCGCAGACGUAAUCUAACCCCGUUAGUAACUUCUGAGCAGCAGCGCUGAUAUCCUUGUUCUAGCCCCCCAACGGACUCAACGAAUUACCGGAAAUGCGUUUCGAGUUUUCCCUUCAAUGGCAAAUUUUCAAUAGCAUUUUAAACUGGCCAAUCAUAGCGCGUACUCAACAUAUAAGCUAAAAAAAAAUACAUUUAUCGUGUGGGUUGGGACUUGCAAAGCUUUCACUGUAAAAUUUGAAUGAGUUGUUUUCGUCUAUUUUAAUAGAA